Bombyx mori (domestic silkworm) is the source of this 1047-nucleotide messenger RNA. RefSeq lists its product as uncharacterized. Bases 1 to 1047 code for a protein of 348 amino acids. Gene Ontology annotation, biological process: DNA replication, removal of RNA primer. Lineage: Eukaryota; Metazoa; Arthropoda; Insecta; Lepidoptera; Bombycidae. The record is from RefSeq and is a predicted model, not a curated record. Gene Ontology annotation, molecular function: nucleic acid binding; RNA-DNA hybrid ribonuclease activity. The transcript has a single exon.
AUGGUUCUUACGCGUAAGCUUAAGUACGAUACCCCAGUCCUGAGCAUGGGCGGGGUCGGCAUACGCAUGUCAAAGGAAAUCAAACUGCUGGGGUUAACCAUAGACAGCAAGCUGACAUUCAACAGCCACGUAGCGAACAUUUGCAAAAAGGCUUUGAAUCUUUAUAAGCAGCUGUCUAGGGCCGCCAAAAUAAGUUGGGGCUUACAUCCAGACGUCAUUAGGACGAUCUACGUUGCUGUGGUUGAGCCAGUCAUCAUGUACGCCUCUAGUGCUUGGGCUUCGUCAGCUAAAAAACUGGGAGUGCAAAAGCUGCUGAAUGCGGUUCAAAGAGGAUUUGCCCAAAAAUUGUGCAAGUCCUACCGCACCACCUCCCUCAACUCGGCACUGGUGCUGGCAGGACUACUCCCCCUGGACCUCAGAAUACAUGAGGCAGCAUCCCUGUCUGAGGCAAAGAGGGGAGUGGGCCAGCUGGCGACAGGAGACGGAGAGAUGGAGCGCACGACCAAAUUCCAAACAGUACGCAUAUACACCGAUGGCAGCAAAAUUGAUGGCAAGGUCGGGGCCUCAUUGUCUUUCAGGAGCAAUGAGGUCGAGACCAAGUGCAAGAAAUUGAAGCUGUCAUCGUACUGUACGGUCUUCCAGGCGGAACUGUUAGCUAUAUGUAGGAGCACUAGGGAGAUCAUAAAGCACCCAAAAGACAGCUUCGGAAUCUACAGUGACUCAAGGUCGUCACUAGAAGCCGUCACAAAUAAUCGCUCUCUCCAUCCCUUAGUGGUCGAAAUCCGUCGUAAUCUAGAAGAGUGCAAGCGCAGGAAUAAACGCGUUGCACUCUUCUGGAUUAAAGCUCACGCGAGCCUAGAGGGAAAUGAGAGAGCUGACCAGCUCGCAAAAGAGGCCACUCUGAAGCUGAAGACCAAGCCAGAUUAUGACCUGUACCCUCAUGCGUCAGGCGACAGAUCCGUUUGGGGCCGCUUGAGGUAUGGAACAAAAGGUACAGUGAUGGCGAAACCGCAGCAACUACGAAGCUUUUCUUCCCAGACGCCAUAA